AUGAAGAGAACAAAUAUUGAUGUUUUUUGUCAGCAACUUGACAAAACAUUGAGGUCUUAUUUUAAAAUUAUAAAAGGAGAAACUAAAAAUACCAUAUGGACAGUCAAAUCCAUAAGUCUUUACGCUGAAAGUUUACAAAAAGCAACAUUGAAAACCAAAGAUGAGAGACAAGAACCCAACCAGAUAUCGGGUUCUCAAAGUCACUCUGAAAAAGUAAGCAGAAGGUCUAAUUCAGAAGGCUCAAAGAAGUUCAAACCUAAACAUUUGAAAAAUCAGGGAUGCGAAACUAUGAGGAAACAAAAUAUUCAUGCUAUUGAUAAUUCUUCUCACAAAGCCACAGUGAAGCCUUACAAAAAUGACAAUGACAAAAAUAAAAUAAAACACCACAAGACAAACAGCUAUAUCCAAAUCAACAUAAAAAUAACUGCACAACAAGACAUACACCUAAAUAAAAUCAUCAUAGAAAGAACUGCACAACAAGACAUAAACCUAAAUAAAAUCAACAUAGAAAGAACUGCACAACAAGACAUACACCUAAAUAAAAUCAACAUAGAAAGAACUGCACAACAAGACAUACACAUAAAUAAAAUCAUCAUAGAAAGAACUGCACAACAAGACAUACACCUAAAUAAAAUCAUCAUAGAAAGAACUGCACAAAAAGACAUACACCUAAAUAAAAUCAACAUAGAAAGAACUGCACAACAAGACAUACACCUAAAUAAAAUCAUCAUAGAAAGAACUGCACAACAAGACAUACACCUAAAUAAAAUCAACAUAGAAAGAACUGCACAACAAGACAUACACCUAAAUAAAAUCAUCAUAGAAAGAACUGCACAACAAGACAUACACCUAAAUAAAAUCAACAAAGAAAGAACUGCACAACAAAACAUACACCUAAAUAAAAUCAUCAUAGAAAGAACUGCACAACAAGACAUACACCUAAAUAAAAUCAUCAUAGAAAGAACUGCACAACAAGACAUACACCUAAAUAAAAUCAUCAUAGAAAGAACUGCACAACAAAACAUACACCUAAAUAAAAUCAUCAUAGAAAGAACUGCACAACAAGACAUACACCUAAAUAAAAUCAACAUAGAAAGAACUGCACAACAAGACAUAUACCUAAAUAAAAUCAACAUAGAAAGAACUGCACAACAAGAUAUACACCUUAAUAAAAUCAUCAUAGAAAGAACUGCACAACAAGACAUCAACCUAAAUAAAAUCAACAUAGAAAGAACUGCACAACAAGACAUACACCUAAAUAAAAUCAUCAUAGAAAGAACUGCACAACAAGACAUACACCUAAAUAAAAUCAACAAAGAAAGAACUGCACAACAAGACAUACACCUAAAUAAAAUCAACAUAGAAAGAACUGCACAACAAGACAUACACCUAAAUAAAAUCAACAUAGAAAGAACUGCACAACAAGACAUAUACCUAAAUAAAAUCAUCAUAGAAAGAACUGCACAACAAGACAUAUACCUAAAUAAAAUCAUCAUAGAAAGAACUGCACAACAAGACAUACACCUAAAUAAAAUCAUCAUAGAAAGAACUGCACAACAAGACAUACACCUAAAUAAAAUCAUCAAAGAAAGAACUGCACAACAAGACAUACACCUAAAUAAAAUCAACAUAGAAAGAACUGCACAACAAGACAUACACCUAAAUAAAAUCAACAUAGAAAGAACUGCACAACAAGACAUACACCUAAAUAAAAUCAACAAAGAAAGAACUGCACAACAAGACAUACACCUAAAUAAAAUCAACAAAGAAAGAACUGCACAACAAGACAUACACCUAAAUAAAAUCAACAUAGAAAGAACUGCACAACAAGACAUACACCUAAAUAAAAUCAACAUAGAAAGAACUGCACAACAAGACAUACACCUAAAUAAAAUCAACAUAGAAAGAACUGCACAACAAGACAUAUACCUAAAUAAAAUCAACAUAGAAAGAACUGCACAACAAGACAUAUACCUAAAUAAAAUCAACAAAGAAAGAACUGCACAACAAGACAUACACCUAAAUAAAAUCAACAUAGAAAGAACUGCACAACAAGACAUAAACCUAAAUAAAAUCAUCAUAGAAAGAACUGCACAACUAGACAUACACCUAAAUAAAAUCAACAAAGAAAGAACUGCACAACAAGACAUACACCUAAAUAAAAUCAACAAAGAAAGAACUGCACAACAAGACAUACACCUAAAUAAAAUCAACAUAGAAAGAACUGCACAACAAGACAUACACCUAAAUAAAAUCAACAUAGAAAGAACUGCACAACAAGACAUAUACCUAAAUAAAAACAUCAUAGAAAGAACUGCACAACAAGACAUACACCUAAAUAAAAUCAACAUAGAAAGAACUGCACAACAAGACAUACACCUAAAUAAAAUCAUCAUAGAAAGAACUGCACAACAAGACAUAAACCUAAAUAAAAUCAUCAUAGAAAGAACUGCACAACAAGACAUACACCUAAAUAAAAUCAUCAUAGAAAGAACUGCACAACAAGACAUAUACCUAAAUAAAAUCAACAUAGAAAGAACUGCACAACAAGACAUACACCUAAAUAAAAUCAACAUAGAAAGAACUGCACAACAAGACAUAUACCUAAAUAAAAUCAACAUAGAAAGAACUGCACAACAAGACAUACACCUAAAUAAAAUCAACAUAGAAAGAACUGCACAACAAGACAUACACCUAAAUAAAAUCAACAUAGAAAGAACUGCACAACAAGACAUACACCUAAAUAAAAUCAACAUAGAAAGAACUGCACAACAAGAUAUACACCUAAAUAAAAUCAACAUAGAAAGAACUGCACAACAAGACAUACACCUAAAUAAAAUCAACAUAGAAAGAACUGCACAACAAGACAUACACCUAAAUAAAAUCAACAUAGAAAGAACUGCACAACAAGACAUACACCUAAAUGAAAUCAACAUAGAAAGAACUGCACAACAAGACAUAUACCUAAAUAAAAUCAACAUAGAAAGAACUGCACAACAAGACAUACACCUAAAUAAAAUCAACAUAGAAAGAACUGCACAACAAGACAUACACCUAAAUAAAAUCAACAUAGAAAGAACUGCACAACAAGACAUACACCUAAAUAAAAUCAACAUAGAAAGAACUGCACAACAAGACAUAUACCUAAAUAAAAUCAACAUAGAAAGAACUGCACAACAAGACAUACACCUAAAUAAAAUCAACAAAGAAAGAACUGCACAACAAGACAUACACCUAAAUAAAAUCAACAUAGAAAGAACUGCACAACAAGACAUACACCUAAAUAAAAUCAACAAAGAAAGAACUGCACAACAAUACAUACACCUAAAUAAAAUCAACAAAGAAAGAACUGCACAACAAGACAUACACCUAAAUAAAAUCAUCAUAGAUACAAGGAUAAAACGAGGUGUAUGCAAAGCGAGCGUCCCUUCUACAUAA
This is a messenger RNA of Mytilus trossulus (common blue mussel), 3438 nucleotides long. RefSeq lists its product as uncharacterized. The coding region runs from base 1 to 3438 and encodes 1145 amino acids. NCBI's taxonomy places the organism in Eukaryota, Metazoa, Mollusca, Bivalvia, Mytilida, Mytilidae. The transcript has 2 exons. The record is from RefSeq and is a predicted model, not a curated record.